AUGGGUCGACCAUCCAACUCUGACGUUCCUCUCGAGCCCAUCAACCAUGGCGAGCAACCUCAACUGUACAACCUGAUCGACUCCACCCCAGUCGAAGACUCGAUCCCAGGCGGCUGGGAAUGUACUCGGCAGGACAAAACUGGCAUCCGAACGCUAUAUCCAUCGUUCUCUAACAACCCACGUGCUCUCUAUAGCCUCCUUUCCACUCAACAUAAACUGCCGCCGCGGCAGUAUGUUGAAAUCAAAGGGCUGAAGGACAAAGGCAACGAUUCUAACGAGAAGGAAAUAGAUUUCAAUUUCAAGCUCGACUUGACAUCCACAUUGCUACGCCUUGGUGAGGAUGAUAGUGAGUGGCACGAACUGCACAUUGUUCGCGAUGGGGACGGCAAAAAGGCUUUUCGUGGUGGGCCUAUUCCAUCUCUUGAAUGGGAGCAGCCUCUAGGCCAAGGAAAUCGUUAUCAAGCUAUAGAUUUAGAGGGAAACGAAGAUUUGGAAGAUCAAACCCUCCUGGGCGCGGAGAUUGACGGCUCAAAUGAAGGGACUCCUAGCCUGAUGACCUGGUGCGAAAGAUUCUGUCACGAUCCUGCUAGAGUCAAAUCAUUUACCUUCACCCGAGAGCUUGAAGGACUCGACACCGAACCUCUACGUUCUGAGCUGAAGUCGUACCUCCGCUCAAUCAAUUACCGCGGCCACAUUCAAAUCACAGCCUCCACGCGGAAUACCUUCGUUACUGUCUAUUCUCCACAUUGGAUAAAUAGAUUGCGCAAUAACUCCUUCCUCUGGUGGUUUUGCGUCCUCACACAAUUAUGGAUUAUCACACUGAUCGUGAUCACCUUCCUUGAGCGACGCUACCGGGUUGUUCACUCGACUUGGAGGUCCUCUCGCGAGGUCAAAGAUACACUUGCACCGUCCGGUGUAAAGAAGAUUUAUGCCCAUGGACGCGAUGAGACUAAGCUGGCAGAUUUUUGGGCACCCGCCGUCAUGCAGGCAGCUUAUGACCAGCGAGAUGAGGGUGAAGUAUUGACAGAGGGAAGCAUACAGCAUCUCCAGCAGCGAGCACAGGAGCGCAUGGAGAAUCUUGCCUCAUUUCUACCCGAACGCAAUGUGACAGGUGACUCUACGGCUGAGAGCGAGCAGCCCGCCAGUCGUGGACUUAUAAAGCUGGGUGUGGGACCUCAAGGGUACACCUUCCACGCAGGAUGGGGUGGAAAUAGAAAUCCUACCAGCUCAUAG
Penicillium concentricum is the source of this 1233-nucleotide messenger RNA. RefSeq lists its product as uncharacterized. NCBI's taxonomy places the organism in Eukaryota, Fungi, Ascomycota, Eurotiomycetes, Eurotiales, Aspergillaceae. The transcript has a single exon. The record is from RefSeq and is a predicted model, not a curated record. Bases 1 to 1233 code for a protein of 410 amino acids.